Rotaria sordida is the source of this 540-nucleotide messenger RNA. Lineage: Eukaryota; Metazoa; Rotifera; Eurotatoria; Philodinida; Philodinidae. The record is from the annotation of a GenBank genome assembly.
AUGCGCACGCACUUAAAAAUCACCUUAUUCGUUUUAUUCAUUUGCGCUGUAUCAAGCAAACCAAUUUCAUCAUCUUCGGAUGAAGAAGACAGCAAUGACAUACAACGAGGAACAAAUCUUGGUGAUUUAGAUGAAAUUUUACCUUUAAGUCGUCGACGCUAUUUAACAAAUGAUGAUAGUGACGACGAAAUCACUGAUAUUCAACUUGCAGAAGCAAGGAAUGAAUCGGACGAACCAAAAAAUGUUAAUAAUUAUGAUGGAAAUGAAAAAAUUGAUACUCAACCUGUAGAAACGGAAAGUGAAUCAGACGAAUCAAAAAAUGGUAACAAUAAUGAUGAGAAAGAGAACGAUCCGGUGGAAGAAAUUCAACAGCCGUAUCAAAAAAAAGAGGACUAUGAUAAUUUAAAUAAUAUUAAUGAAAGAGUUGAAACAGAUCAAGCUCUUCGAUAUAAACAAAUAGUUGAUCAAUUAAAUGAUGAAGAUAAUGGUGAAUCAAAAAAUACUAAUAGUGACAGUCAAUCGGAUGAAAACACAGAAUAA